Messenger RNA from Anopheles bellator, 1233 nucleotides. RefSeq names its product omega-amidase NIT2-like. The record is from RefSeq and is a predicted model, not a curated record. The transcript has a single exon. Gene Ontology annotation, cellular component: mitochondrion. Gene Ontology annotation, molecular function: omega-amidase activity. NCBI's taxonomy places the organism in Eukaryota, Metazoa, Arthropoda, Insecta, Diptera, Culicidae. Bases 146 to 976 code for a protein of 276 amino acids. Gene Ontology annotation, biological process: L-glutamine metabolic process; oxaloacetate metabolic process.
GAAGUGCGUCGAUAAGGUGGAAAGGAUCUGGCGGAGUCUCUAUAUAAACUGUUCGGCAUAGAGUGUCACCAGCCAGUUCGACGUUAAGCGCCAGCCCUUGCGAAGCUAACCCGAUUUCUGAGAUCUGCGUUCCGAAGCUACCGAAAUGUCCUCUUUCAAAGUAGCCCUAGUGCAGUUGAAAGGGCGCCCGACCAAGAAGGAGAAUAUUGCGAACGCGAUUGCCGAAGUCCGGUUGGCAAAGGAUAAGGGCGCUCGGUUGAUCAUACUGCCGGAGUGUUUCAACUCAACGUACAGUACGACCGAGUUUGGGCGCAACGCAGAAGCAAUCCCGGGCGGUGAAACCAGCCAGGCGCUGGCGAAAUUGGCUGCAGAACUGGGCAUCUACCUUGUCGGCGGAAGCUACCCGGAGCGAGACGGAACCAAGCUGUACAACACGUGCCCGGUGUUUGGCCCGAAAGGGGAGCUGCUGUGUAAGUAUCGCAAGAUGCAUCUGUUCGAUAUGGACAUUCCCGGCCAAGUGAGCUUCCAAGAAUCGGCAGUGUUAACACCGGGUGAGAGUUUGGCAACGUUCUCGAUUGGGCCGGUGAAGAUCGGUCUCGGAAUCUGUUACGACAAGCGGUUCGCCGAAUUCACCGCCUGCUACCAGCAGCUUGGCUGUGACAUGAUGAUCUUCCCGUCGGCCUUCGAUCCUUACACUGGUCCGUUGCAUUGGGAGCUGCUGGGACGGGCAAGGGCGCUGGACAACCAGAUGUACGUGGCGAUGGUGUCGCCGGCACGUGAUCCCACGCCAGAGUACGUCGCUUAUGGACACUCGCUGCUGUCUGAUCCUUGGGGCAGGGUGCUGUGUCGCGCGAAGGAAGAUCAGGAAACGUUGUUCGCUGAGGUCGACAUGAAGGUGUGUGAGGCGGUUCGGCAACAGAUACCAGUCCUUCGGCAGAAGCGUACCGAUGUGUAUGAACUAAAGUCAAAAACAUAGACGCGCAGGCGCACCUAAGAAAGGAAUGACCCAUGAGUCCGUGUUGAUCAACGCAAGAUCAUCGAUCAAAAUAAUAAAAAAGUGUACCACAAAAACGUGAAUUUCUCUCCAUAAGCCUCGGGCGGCUUAAUGAUGAGCUGCUGAUCAUCUCGUUUCCAAUGCUCGCACUUUCUCUUCGCCGUAAUCACUCGACAUGUAGCACAUCACAUACUAAAAGGUCAAUAAACCACCCACCAGUUGGCAUGAAAUGAUUGCGA